CUGGGCACGGCCGCCCGCCCCCCGGGCCGCCGAGAACUGCUCUACCCCUCCGUUCUGGCCACCGGGAGCAGCUGAGCUCGGGGCGGGCAAAGCUCGAGGGGACACGGGGACAUCCUAAAACGCUCCCAAAGAGAACACUCACCACCAAGGCCGGGACCGAAAGGCCGAGGCAGUGAGCGCGGCGUUAAUACAGCCACCAAGGAGAGGGGCGGAGCUGGCCCGAAACCAGCAGCCAACCAGCGGGCCGCCUGGAGGGGGCAGAACAGGAAAAGGAGAGCAGCCAAUCGUCAGAAAGACUGUAGGCGGGGCUGAUAUGGAAAGCCAAUUGCCGGAACGUUUCUGACCAGACUCACCUGUCAAACCCCGCCUUCCCACCUCGACCAGAGCCUCCGGUUCUACUUAAUUUGGAUCUGAGUGUGGAAGAGAGAGACCCUUCAGGAAGGCGAGAUGGGCACCAAUGCCUCUGCUCUGGAAAAAGACAUUGGACCAGAGCAGUUUCCGAUCAAUGAGCACUACUUCGGAUUGGUCAAUUUUGGAAACACAUGCUACUGUAACUCCGUGCUCCAAGCGUUGUACUUCUGCCGGCCGUUCCGGGAGAAUGUGUUGGCAUACAAGGCCCAGCAAAAAAAGAAGGAAAACCUGUUGACAUGCCUGGCAGACCUUUUCCACAGCAUUGCCACUCAGAAGAAGAAGGUUGGCGUCAUCCCACCAAAGAAGUUCAUUUCAAGGCUGAGGAAAGAGAACGAUCUCUUUGAUAACUACAUGCAGCAGGAUGCUCACGAAUUUUUAAAUUAUUUGCUAAACACUAUUGCGGACAUCCUGCAGGAAGAGAAGAAACAGGAAAAACAAAACGGGAAAUUAAAAAACGGCAACAUGAACGAACCAGCAGAGAACAAUAAGCCAGAGCUCACCUGGGUCCACGAGAUUUUUCAGGGAACACUCACUAAUGAGACUCGAUGCUUGAACUGUGAAACUGUGAGUAGCAAAGAUGAGGAUUUUCUUGACCUCUCUGUUGACGUGGAACAGAACACCUCCAUCACCCACUGUCUGAGAGACUUCAGCAACACAGAAACGCUGUGUAGUGAACAAAAAUAUUAUUGUGAAACAUGUUGCAGCAAACAGGAGGCGCAGAAGAGGAUGAGGGUGAAAAAGCUGCCCAUGAUUUUGGCCCUGCAUCUAAAGAGGUUCAAGUACAUGGAACAGCUCCACAGGUACACCAAGCUGUCCUACCGGGUGGUCUUCCCUCUGGAGCUCCGGCUCUUCAACACCUCCAGUGAUGCUGUGAACCUGGACCGCAUGUAUGACCUGGUUGCUGUAGUCGUUCACUGUGGAAGUGGUCCUAACCGCGGGCAUUACAUCACCAUUGUGAAAAGUCAUGGCUUCUGGCUGUUGUUUGAUGAUGACAUUGUAGAGAAAAUAGAUGCUCAAGCCAUUGAGGAAUUCUAUGGUCUAACGUCAGAUAUAUCAAAAAAUUCAGAAUCUGGAUAUAUUUUAUUCUAUCAAUCAAGAGAAUAACUUGGUGGAACGCGAGACUCAUUCACGCAGGGAAAUACUCAAAGCACUAGAGCCACGUUUCUCUGCAGACCUCCCCUCCCUCCCCUCAGCGGCCCGCUGAUGUCAUCAUUCUGACGCCCACUGGUCUGGCAGUGUUAAACUUCCUUCCUAUGUGUUUUUACAGACAGCACUACUCCUGGUUCUGUUUUGGUCUGAGGUAGAGUUAACUGCAGUCAGAUUAUAGUCAGAUUUAUAUGAAUAACUGCUAAUUUUAAGAUUGGGGUGAAUGUUAAUCCCACUUGUCAUGUCUGGCUAAACUAGAGUGAUAUUUCCUGUAAAUGUCACGGUCCAUACUGAGUGUUUGGUAGGCUUCCUGAAUGGUUUCCGGGGGCACCCCCUUUCCAUGCAUUCCUUUGACAGGUCCCUGGAAGCAUCGCUACCCGUUGUUAGCGUGCCUGCCUCCUCUGAUGGGAGGAGUUGGGUAGUUAGAUAUUCACCUGUUAGGGCUGCAACCAUAGCUUUAAGUUUGUGCAAGUGAAAAUGUUUAAAAGUGAGUGGCCUAGAUGCCGAAAUCAUCCUCCACAUUGGAGCAAGGUGAGGUAAGGCUGUCGUUGGUGGCCAGUGUUUGCACCCAACGGUGCUUACCUAGCUGGUAGAAUCCCAGGGGCUAAGACAUUUUGGAGCUCAGGGCAGGCAAAGCCAAGAGGAAGAUGUUUUUGUGGUCAGUGAGAAGUUACUUAUCUUUCUACCAAAAGCCACGUUUCAGGAAAAUAGCGCAAUGCUGUUCAUUUUUCGUAAUGAUUUUCUUUCAUCGGGUCCUGUAGUUGUAUUCUUCUCGUAUUUGGUAUCACUGAGCUUUCCAAGCUGUCUCUCCAAUCCUGCUAAUGUUUUGCAGUCAGUGGUACCAGGGCUGAGACACCAGCUGACUGCCUCUGGCAGGGCUCUCUCUAGCCAGUCAACACCAACAUCUUUCCUAGAUGAGGAAGAUGAUGAAUCAAAAACUCUGUUCACCUUGAUGACCAUCAGCAGAUUUUACAACUACUUCUUCUAGUACUUUUUUUAACAUUCAGUUUGUUUAUGGAGGCACUGGUGAGUGCAUUGUGAGGUGGGUCACAGGAAGUGUUAGGAGGUGGCUGGCGGGGGUAAGAUGGCGGCAGUUUCUCUGGCUCAGAUUCCUAGAAUGCUUGACAAGACAGUUUCCUGGAAGAACCUCAUCUCACCAUUUCCCCCUUUUGUUAUGUGUGUAUUUAUUAGAGCAUUUGCAUAUUGGUACCUUUUAUUAAAAGGGUUGACUUGGUGUUUUACCAUUGACUGGAUCUUGGUUUUCCAACAAAUACUAUGAGUCAUAGUCCUUGGCUUCCUUUUGGGACGUCAGAUGACUUCCACACACUAUACUAUACUGUGAACAUGUUAUGUUGUGCUAUGUUGGCGAAUGAACAUGCAAACUCGUGGCGUAAUGUGACCUCAAACUGCGGUUGAAAAUGUCAGUGGCCAUUUGCAGCAAUGAAGAGGAUAGAUAGCACUUUAUCUAGGUGAAAACUGGACUUCUUACUUCUGAAAUACCUUGAAUUGUUUGUGACUCAGAGCUUAAGCAUGCUGACACUUCAUUUGCUCAUGCUUGAAGGGACAUGUUUCAUUCUUCACUGGAGCAGACAAAACAGGGUUGUGUCAUGUUACUCUCUCAUGCAAGUGACGAAAGUGGACCUUGCUUUGGUUAGAGGCAAUGCAUAUUUAUAAAUAUUUUGUCUUUUUUUCCCCCUCCAUGAAGCAUAUUUAUUAAUUACUUAUGUUGGAGAUGAGCCUUCUUUAAGGAGAGGCACUUUUCCAAGUAUAAGUGAUUGAUAACCUGAGAUAUUUGUACACAUACAAACAUAUACUUGACUGUGGGUUACAAAGGUUAAGAAAAUGGCUACUGGUCUCUUAUACAUUUGGAGCUGAUCACAGAACAAAAACUAUUAAAACUAUCUUUGAAACAA
This is a messenger RNA of Mastomys coucha (southern multimammate mouse), 3470 nucleotides long. RefSeq names its product ubiquitin specific peptidase 46 (gene Usp46). Gene Ontology annotation, biological process: protein deubiquitination. The transcript is spliced from 10 exons. Gene Ontology annotation, molecular function: cysteine-type endopeptidase activity; cysteine-type deubiquitinase activity. NCBI's taxonomy places the organism in Eukaryota, Metazoa, Chordata, Mammalia, Rodentia, Muridae. Gene Ontology annotation, cellular component: cytosol; nucleus. The record is from RefSeq and is a predicted model, not a curated record. The coding region runs from base 448 to 1515 and encodes 355 amino acids.